AUGCUCAACACGAUCGAUGAAUUCACCCGCGACUGCCUCGCAUCCGGUGGCGCGCCGGCUCUCAAGUCCGUCGAUGUUAUCGAGUUGCUGGCGGAGUUGUUCAUCCUGCGUGGUGCCCCAGGGUAUAUCCGCUCCGACAAUGUCCGGAAUUCAUCGCCAAGCUGUUCAAGAGUGCUCAACGCGCGCGACGGCGGCAUCAACGGCGUCAAGAUCACCUGGGAAGAGUGCGAGACGAAGUACAACACCAAGCUGGGCGUCGAGUGCUACGAAAGGCUGAAAAACAGAGGCGCAACGGGCGCCUCGCUGAUCAAUCCCUACAGCACCGGCAUCACCUAUCAGCUCAUCCCCAAGGCGUCGGUGGACAAGCUGCCCAUCCACUCGAUGGGCUACGGGCGCACCGCGGCGGCUGACGGGCGCAUCUUCAAGUGGACCUUCAAUUUCCCCACCACGUACUGGAGCCAGGUAUCCGCUUUUGUCAAAUACGUCGGGCAGCAGGAAGGCGGCAUGGAGGCGCUGAAGGGCAAGAAAAUCGCCUUGGUGUACCACAACAGCCCGUACGGCAAGGAGCCGAUUCCGACGCUGACGAUUCUCGCCGAAAAUACGGCUACGACCUCAAGCUGCUCGCCAUCGAUCAUCCGGGGCAGGAGCAGAAAUCCACUUGGCUGCAGGUUCGCCGCUACCGUCCGGACUGGAUUUUCAUGUGGGGCUGGGGCGUCAUGA
This is a messenger RNA of Geodia barretti, 720 nucleotides long. The record is from the annotation of a GenBank genome assembly. NCBI's taxonomy places the organism in Eukaryota, Metazoa, Porifera, Demospongiae, Tetractinellida, Geodiidae.